Messenger RNA from Monopterus albus (swamp eel), 2448 nucleotides. RefSeq names its product par-6 partitioning defective 6 homolog beta (C. elegans) (gene pard6b). Gene Ontology annotation, molecular function: protein binding. Gene Ontology annotation, biological process: establishment or maintenance of cell polarity; regulation of cellular localization; centrosome cycle. The record is from RefSeq and is a predicted model, not a curated record. Bases 1 to 1473 code for a protein of 490 amino acids. Gene Ontology annotation, cellular component: cell cortex; nucleus; apical plasma membrane. The transcript has 4 exons. Lineage: Eukaryota; Metazoa; Chordata; Actinopteri; Synbranchiformes; Synbranchidae.
AUGUGCCAGGAAGAUCAGCCAUUUCUGCAAGAGUAUCUAGGUCUAAGUUUAAGCACAGAGCUGAUCAAUGCUUUUGCUAUUGCUAUUGUUUACAGGCUGAGCUCGGCUGGUUGGCAGCGGCUGUCGCACUCUUGGAGACAUAGAAGGAGACGUCGGACGUACAGGAGCCGCGGGACAGUCGGUGAUACUGGAGAAAUAACUAGUGGACACAAAACGGUUUUUGGGUACGGAGCAGCAGCGGCUUUGGCGGCGGUCCCGCUGCUAGCGAACAAAAACCACCGAGUGUCGAGCAGCCGUUCUCUGAGUGCCGUGGAGGUGAAGAGCAAGUUUGGCGCAGAGUUUCGUCGGUUCUCUCUGGACCGUUCGAAGCCGGGCCGUUUUGAUGAGUUCUAUGGCCUCCUGCAGCAUGUGCAUCGCAUCCCCAAUGUGGAGUUGUUGGUGGGCUAUGCUGAUGUGCAUGGCGACCUGCUGCCCAUCAACAAUGAUGACAACUACUACAAGGCCAUUUCCACUGCAAGCCCUCUACUCAGGCUAUUCCUGCAGAGGAAAGAGGAAGCUGAUUACACAACAUUUGGUACCGACUCACUGUCCAGGAAAAAGAACACAGUGCUUUCUGCUGUACUUCUGCGGCCUGACACCAACAGGAAAAAACCGCCAGUGAUCAUCAGUCUCCCUAAGGACUUUCGCCCUGUCUCUUCCAUCAUCGACGUGGACAUCCUCCCUGAAACGCACCGACGUGUUCGCCUGUACAAGCACGGCCAGGAAAAACCUUUAGGUUUCUACAUCCGUGAUGGCUCCAGUGUACGGGUCACCCCACAGGGCCUGGAAAAGGUCCCGGGGAUAUUCAUUUCUCGCAUGGUGCCUGGCGGGCUUGCGGAGAGCACCGGCUUGUUGGCUGUCAAUGACGAGGUGCUGGAGGUGAACGGGAUCGAGGUGGCUGGGAAGUCUCUGGACCAGGUGACAGACAUGAUGAUCGCCAACAGCCACAACCUCAUUAUCACCGUCAAGCCAGCCAACCAGCGGAACAAUGUUGUCCGCAGUGGAGGAGGCGCUGCGUCCGGUAGCUCGGGACGCUCAUCGGACAGUGAUGCCAGUCACUAUGGCUACUCGACACAUGGCGGAGUUGGUGCUUCCGCUUCAGCACCAUCACACAUCAUCCAGAACUUCAUGGCCAGGGAUCUGGAGAGCGAUGAGGAUGAUGAGGACCUGGUGAUUGAAGCAGGAGGCGAGGCUGAACCCAUCAGACGUACCCCCUCCACCUAUAGCAUGCCUUCAAUGCCUCGCUAUGAGCCACAUCUCAACUUGCGCACUGCCACCGCCUCCACCUUCUCCAUCAAUGCCAAUGGAAUGCUGCCAGCCAGCACCAGCAGCGGAUCACUAAACCAUGCCAGUGCCACUUUGACAGCACCAUCACCAGACAGGGCAAUGAAGAAGCGGAGUCUGGAGGAGGAUGGCACUGUUAUAACUCUGUAGAACUGGGCGUUCACACAUAAACACUGGAGAGAGACAAACACAGGAACAUCCUAUUCCAUCAUACAGUGACUGAACCUGAGAAUAUGUGUAAAUAUUAAAUGUCAACAUGAAAUGUUGGUGAUUCCACCAUGUACACAUCAGACACUGCACUACCACUACUUUGCUCUUCUACACGCCAGUGACCAUGCAUGUGUGCCAUAGUGAUGACCCCCCAUUCCCCCCAGCAAAAGUAGAGACGAAGUGUAAUUUGGUGCCCCUGACCCUUAAACCACCAGAAGCACUUGUUUGGGGUUAAAAACUGUUAUGCUGAACAUCCACUGGGGGCAGAGAUGACACAAGGCCUGUUUGUUCUCAUCAGUCCUGUGAGAACAGGUGACGGUAGAAGUUAAGUGAACAAAUAAACACACGCUGAAGCCGGAUUUUAGCUCAAGAAUUUGUUGGCAAUAUGGAUUUUUUUGUUUGUUUGUUUUUGCGUUGUCACCCCCACCCCUGCACCACACUACCAUACAAUAUAGUAUCACAAAAUCCAAAGUGCUGAGAUCUGGGAAAAAAGGUUUUCUGAGGAGAAACCACCUAGAAAACAAGUUCUUCGCGUUUGCUCAGAUUUAACCAUAUCUCUCCUCCAUACCUGCUCUGUUAAUGACUGAUGAUGAAAGGUUAAUGAUUUUAAUCAUGAUGUUUGGGAGCAACUUGUCUUUUAAAAAUACCUUUAGGCCUGUGUUUUAUAUUUGAUUAUUUUGUUUCUGUUUAUUUUAUAUACUGUAUUUGUAUCACAGAAGUGACUGCAUGACCAUAAUACAUCUUGACCAACUGGAAAUUAGGAGCCACCAGAAGAGUGCUCCCAGCUGGAAAUGGGACAUCUUAGAAUGAAUUGCCUUCAUAUUGCACUCCCUCUCCUUUCCAUGACAAGGGCUAUUUCCCCUGCUGUACGUGUUCAAAUUACAAAAUGUGAAUGUGUUUUUUUUUUUUUUUUUU